Molecule: messenger RNA, 2405 nt
Organism: Adelges cooleyi (spruce gall adelgid)
Lineage: Eukaryota; Metazoa; Arthropoda; Insecta; Hemiptera; Adelgidae
Product: poly(A) RNA polymerase gld-2 homolog A-like
Exons: 8
Coding region: 203-1837 (544 amino acids)
Cellular component (GO): cytosol
Molecular function (GO): poly(A) RNA polymerase activity
Source: RefSeq, a predicted model, not a curated record
ACAACAACACCACUAGUCGCAUCGCCGUGCACGACGUGAAAUAUCGAGCACGUGCAGCACUUGACUAAUUUAUUGUUUAUUAUAAGUCUGAUCGCGGAUACCAAGGUGUUUUUAUUAUUAUUAUAAUUAUUGUAAUUAUUACUGCAAAGUAACCGACAAGGUACACGGCGGAUUGAGUGCGGAAACAUCAUUUGAAUUCGACAUGGCCGACAGAUCGUACUAUAACGGCAACAACGGCAGAGUGGGCAAUAGCGGAGGCGGCGAUGACUUUGGCUGGCCGGAUGCGAACACGACGGCGAGGGUUCGUCGACCUGGCAAGAAAUUUGCGACUGUUCGGUCCAAGUAUAGCAGGCAAGACGUCCUACAACGGCCGAACAACAUGUGUUACGAGCUUCGGCAACCGGACAGCAACGAAAACGGCGACGUUGUCCAAUGGGAAACCAUGACCAAACAUUUUGCCAGCAGGCUUCCAACAUUUCUAAACGAUCAAGUUGACAAUUUCAAAAAUGGUUACACUCAGACACCUAUAACAAAAAUACCUGAAAAUCAUCAUUUACAGUACUACAGUGAUUUACACAAAUUACACCAAGUGGCCUAUGCCACAAGAAAUACUAGAAAACCAUCGUGUUGUAAACAAUGGAAAUGGAGUCCGUUUUCAGGAGAACUUGGGAGCUAUGAUAAUGCUUAUUACUUAUCGGAUCCAAGAAGAUAUGCCGCACAUGCAAAAAAAAUAAUAAUUGAGGAUUCACGAGUAAUCAUAGAUGAAGAAGACAAAUUGUCGUUAUCCGUCUGGAAGAAAUACAUGGAAAACCGACAGUCCGAGUCAGUGUUCAGCAUGAAAAUGGCAAUGUGGAGUCGUCUGUCGAGUUUAAUAAAAACCAGGGCAAUCAAGUGCGGCCUCUAUCUUGUAGGUUCAACGAUGAACGGCUUUGGAGGCGAUGUAAGCGAUGCUGAUUUCUGUCUGUUGACCGACUGCACGGCCUUGUCUCCAUCACCACCUGAUGACCACAGUGGCUUAGGGGUUAACGACGGCCGUGCAUGUGGAAUAGAACGACUCCAGUGGCUCAUGAGUGUCCUUCAACAAGAACGAGUCAAGGGCUAUUUCAAUGUCACCGAAAUGUGUAUCGUUUACGCCAAGGUGCCUAUCCUGCGAUUCAAUUGGAAUGACAACGGUCGAGUUGACGUAGACCUGUGCUGUAACAAUGUGGUGGGAAUCAGGAACACGCAUCUCCUGUACUGCUAUUCUAAAAUGGAUAUUCGGGUCAGACCUUUAGUAUUAACCAUUAAACUUUGGGCGUCCAGACAUAACAUCAACGACCCGAAAAAUAUGACACUGUCCAGUUAUUCUUUAGUACUGAUGGUCAUUAAUUUUUUACAAUGUAUUCAUCCGCCCGUUUUGCCAUCACUGCAGCGUAUCUAUAAAAACAAGUUCUGCGUGGACGCAGACAUCAGCUAUGUUCAUAUGCACGAACAGUUGCCCAAUGGAUGGACCAGCGAAAAUAAACAAAGCCUCGGGGAAUUACUGUUGAAGUUUUUCGAGUACUAUAAUGAAUUCAAUUAUUACAAAUACGCGGUAUCCGUGAGGACAGGAAGGCCUUUGCCACUGGAACACUGCCGUAUGGCCGAGACGACAAAAAACGAUCCUGGACAGUGGAAGUUCAUAGGAAUUGAAGAACCUUUUGAGCGGACCAACACGGCUCGUUCAGUAUACAAUCACGAGCUUUUCACUUACAUUAAACAUGUCAUAAGCAAAAGUUAUGAAAGAUUGAAUAAUACGGGAUCUUUAAACUCAAUAUUCAACGAUAUAGAAAAUAUAACAAAUAAACAAUAUGUUUAACAAAACAGAAAAACAAAUUACUAGGAGAAAACUUAUACAAAUGAGACGAGAAAACUUUGUGUGAUUUCUGGACAUUUGAACAUAAUAUCAUAUAUUUAUACAUGUGUGUGUAUUUUAUAAGUUUAUUUAUUUUGUUGAAGCAAAAUUCGAUAGACUGUAAAAAAAAGAUAAAAGUUCUAAAAAAAAAAAAAAUAAUAAAAAAAAAUUAUUUGCGAAUAUAUUAUAUUGUAUAAUAAUUAUUAUGAACAAUUUAUUAGAUAUAUUAAUAUUUAUAGAAUUAAGUUUUAGUAGUUGUUGUUAUUGAAUUUAUGUUUCAAAAAUAAUAAUCAUGUGGACACCAGAUAAAUAAUUUGUUUUAAUCGUUAUCAAUAUCUAUUUUUGCUUACGAACGUUUGAUUUAUAUUCGUAGAUGCUGGUGGAUGCGUGCUCGUCACAAAAUAUAUUGACAGCAAAAAACUGUACAUUAAAUUAUAAUUUAUCAUUGUGUUGACUAUGUUUUGUACCAUAUUCUGAAUUAUAUACCUACGUACAAUUUCUAAACAUAAUUAUAUAUAUUUAUUAUACUGUG